GGAAGGCUGGGCUUACUUUCCACGAAAUCAAAGACAGAAAACUUGGUGGACGCUAAAAGUGGAAAUGGGAUUUAAGUUUGGCCACAUUGAAGCCCUGCAGAGAGGGGACACAGAGGGAAAGAAACAUUUUUAGAGAAGAGAAGCAUGCCGCUGACAAAGAAAGAAGAGAGAGCGAAAAAGAGAGAGGAAGAGAGAGAGAGAAAGAGAGCAUUUAUAAAGAAUGGAGGGCUUGUAUUGGAGAAGCUGGUUGCCUCUUGUAAUGGCAGGCCUAUUCCCAUCCGUACCUUCUCCUAUAAAGAGCUUCUCUUGGCAACCAAUAACUUUGAUCCUCGCCAUAUUUCACAUAUAGGCGCGUUGUAUAAAUUGUACCAUGGUACUUUUGAAGGCCGGUUUAUUUCCAUUAAGCUUUACGGAGAAAGGUCCACAAAGGACAUGGCCCUAUCGGAUCUAGCUAUUUCUGCAAAGACGAGCGCUCACAAAAAUAUUCAAAAAUUGGUAGGAUGCUGCCUCGAGACAUCAAUUCCCGCAUUAGUGUUUCAAUAUGCUCAAAAUGGAGCUCUUGCCGAUCGAAUUUAUAUCUCUCGACGAAGUGGUACGCCUAUGGUGUGGCAGAGCAGGUUAAAGAUUGGAAGAGCAAUUGCUCAUGCAAUUGCAUGUCUCCACACUGCAUUCUCCAGGCCUAUCAUCCAUAGAGAUAUAAAACUGCAAAAUAUCUACUUAGACCAGCUAAAUGUUCCCAAACUUAAAGAUUUUUCACUUUCCAUUUCAAUUCCAGAGGGUGAAACUCACGUGGUAGUUGAUAAGGUGUGUGGGACUAGGGGUUUCUCAUGCUCUAGCUAUAUGCUUACGAACACGGUAACAGAGAAAACUGAUGUCUAUAGUUUCGGUGUGGUCUUAUUAGAGCUUUUAACCGGACAAGAUUCUGCCGGUUUGUUGAGAUUAGCAUAUGGCAAUAAUAUUUUGGUGGAUUAUUUUCUUGAAAACAAUAAGAAGUUGAAGGAUUCUUUGAGAAACCGUGCUUUAAAUGAGAUUGUGGAUCCUGCAAUCCUGGGCGAGGGAGGCGUUGGUGUGGAGCAGCAAUUGCAGUCUGUUGUGCAGCUUUCUGUCAUAUGCAUAGAGGAUGAUCCAGUGAUAAGGCCGACGAUGGUGGAGGUUACCAAAGAACUCAGGCGGAUUGAGAGGUACAUAGCAUAAUUGUUUUGGAGCCUAUUUAUUGUCUUUGUGUUACAGUCCUUAUAUAAUGGUUUAUUUUAUUUAGAUUUGUCUUUAUUUUUAUGUAUGAGUCUUGAUUGUUCAAUCCUACUUUAUAUUUCAAUAAGAGCUGCUAACUUAGUCUUAGCUCUCCUAUGUAAUAUGUAAUGAAUCGUCUAUUUAAAGGGGGUUAUGCUAUG
This is a messenger RNA of Corylus avellana, 1391 nucleotides long. The record is from RefSeq and is a predicted model, not a curated record. Lineage: Eukaryota; Viridiplantae; Streptophyta; Magnoliopsida; Fagales; Betulaceae.